This is a messenger RNA of Drosophila ficusphila, 4551 nucleotides long. Its product is annotated as basic proline-rich protein. Gene Ontology annotation, biological process: positive regulation of transcription by RNA polymerase II. Gene Ontology annotation, molecular function: transcription coactivator activity. The transcript is spliced from 3 exons. Bases 420 to 3173 code for a protein of 917 amino acids. Gene Ontology annotation, cellular component: nucleus. The record is from RefSeq and is a predicted model, not a curated record. NCBI's taxonomy places the organism in Eukaryota, Metazoa, Arthropoda, Insecta, Diptera, Drosophilidae.
AUUAAUCGGCCCGAGCCGCCCGUGUAAUCGUUUUAAGCGUCGUUCCGUUCCUUGCAAUUUGCAAAAAAAAAGUCUGGGAAAGUUAAGUAAAAAUAUGCCACUUCCGAGUGCCAACUUGUGAGGACCCCGUUGAGCAGAUAUUAAUAAACGUAAAGCGAGUGGUUUUUCCACAGCCGGCGUGUUUCCGUUGGCCGCAAAUCGGGAGAAAAAAAACAUAUUUUUUCCCCCUUGUGUACGUGUGUGUGUGUGCCGUGUGUCUCUCGUGCGUGUGCGUGUGUAUUAGAGCGCGUGUGUGUAUGUGAAGAAAACGCCGCACACUGCGAACAUUUUCCUUUCCCCAACGGACGAGAAUAACCGCUAAAAUUGUGGAAAAACAGGAGAAAACCCCGAAGCGGAAGAAGAAGACUGCAGCCAGUAAAAUGUCUGCAGUUUAUUCGCCGCAACCGCCGCAGCAGCAGCAGCCGCAACAGCAGCAGCAACUGCAGCAGCAGCAGCAGCCUCCCCCGCCACAACAGCAACAACAGCAGCAGCAACAACAACCGCCACCGAAUUCGGUGGCAAAUCAACAGCCUCCAGGUUCUGGAGUUGGUCCCGGCGGAGGAGGAGGGGGCGGGGUAGGCGUAGGCGUAGGUGGUGGCAGCAUCCUUCCCAUGGGCAUGCAACAGCAGCAGCAGCAGCAACAACAACAGCAGCGACCGCCGAUGGGCGUGCCAGGAUCACCGGGUAGCAUCAUCUCCGGCGGCGGAGGAAUCGGUGGCGGCCUAAUGGUCACACCACCGUCAACGCCACGCGGUGGCUCCAAUCUGCAAGGCGGCGGUGGUGGUGGCGGUGUCCCGCCGCAGGUAAACUCCGCUCAAAUCCAGAAGAUGCUCGACGAGAACUGCGGCCUCAUCCAGACGAUCCAGGACUUCCAGAGCAUGGGGAAGGCGCAGGAGUGCAUGUCCUACCACGUCGCCCUGCACCGCAAUCUGGUCUACCUCGCCCAGCUGGCCGAUCCCGCCAUGAACAUCUCACAAAUACUGCCGCCGCCACACAUCCUCCAAACGCAGGCGAUGCAGCAGGGCGGCCAGCAGACGCAGCCGACUGGACCGCACGGCAUGCUCGGCGGUCCGCCGCAGCAGCAGCAGCCGGGGCAGGGUCCAGUGCCGGGACAACCGGGGCAGGGACCGCCGCAGAUGGGGAUGCAGCAGCACGGCGGCGAUCCGCAGGGACCGCCGGUCCAGAUGCCGCCCUACGGCGCCCAGCAGCAGCCGCAGCCACAUCCCGGCCUGCCGCCGAACGCCCAACAGCAAUCUCAGCAGCAGCAGCAGCAACAACAACAACAACAGCAGCAGGCUGCCGCAGCGGCAGCAGCAGCGGCGGCGGCCGCCGGACAGCAGCAGGGACCGCAGGUCAGCCAAGCGGGACCGCAGUCGCAGCAGCAACAGCAUCCCGUCUACCGCAACGCCCAGGCGCAGGGACAACCGGGAGCGGGACAGGGACCUGGCCAGGCGGGCCAGUCCGUCAUCAAUCCGAAUGCGGCGCCCAAUCAACAGCGUCCGAACAAUGGACCGCUGCCCGGACCGCAGAAUCCGCAGCAGCAGCAACCGCAGCCGGGCGGCCAGCAGCCGCCGAAUCAGCAGCAGCAGGGCGGUCCCGGCGGACCAGGACAGCCGGGAGCCGGCGGCCCAGGAGGAGUGCCACCGCCGCAGAGUCCGUACCGCGUGAGCUACCAGCAGCAGCAGCAGCAGCACGGCCACUAUCCCGGAUAUCCGCCGCAGCCGCAGACGCAGUACCAGCCGCAGGGCGCCUAUCCCUACGGACCGCCGACCCAGGGCUACGGCCCGCCGCCGCCCGGUCCACCGAACGCCGCCCAGGGUGGCUAUCAUCACGGUCCCGCCGGAGCGGCGGCCGGCGCCACCGGACACGGUGGCUAUCAGCCGAAUGCCGGCGCCGGGCAAAUACCACCGCCGGGUGCCUAUGCACCGCCGCCGGGCAGCCAGCAGGUGGUGCCGCCGGUGCCGGGACAGCAGCAACCGCCGCCGGGACCACCGCCGCCGGGCCAGAUGUACGGACCGCCGCCGACGGGGGGACCGCAGCAACCGCCGCCGGGUCCGCCGCAAAGUCAAUACGGACCGCCGCCGCCGCAGAACUCGGCGGGCGGACCGCCGCCCAUGGGCUACGCCGGCUAUCCGCCGAAUCCCGGCCAGUACGGUCAGGCGGGAGCGGGCGGAGGACCACCGCCCGGUGGCUAUGGACCGCCACCACCGCCCGCGGGCAGCGGUCAGAGUCCCUACCAAGCGUAUCAGCAGCAGCAGCAGCAACAGGCGGCCGCCGGCGGAGGAGCGGGUGCACCGCCGGGCAGCAGCUAUCCGGGUGGACCGCCCACCAGUGGGGCGGCACCACCGCCACCGCCGGGCGGGGCGUACAGCACCACGGCGCCGAGUCAGACGCCACCGCCGCAAGGACCCGGCGGAGCAGGCGGACCCGGCAAUGCGAAUCCCAACGGACCCAAUGCCCAGCAAUCGACGCCGCCGCCGCAGCAGCAGCAGCAGCAGGGAGGAGCCGGCAGUGGAGCGGGACCUGGACCGGGUGGACCUGGCCAGCAGUACGCCACAGGGCCGCCGCAGCAGCAGCAACAGCCGCCGCCGGGCGUGGUGGUUUCCGGUGUGGCGCCGCUGCCGACGCAAGUGCAGCCCACCUACUCGACGCCGGGCCAGUACAACCAGCAGCCCGGGGCACCGCCGCCUCCGAAUCAACAGCAACAACAGCAGCAGCAACAACAGCAGCAGCAACAGCAACAGGCACCGCCAACGGCUGGCGGUUCGGCCGGCGGAGGAGGAGGAGCACCCAAUGCCCAGGGACAGGGAAGCCAGCAGCAGCAGCAGCCGCCGCCGAACGGAGCCACGCCGCCAAUGCCGCCGAAUCAGUACCAGCCGGCGCCGGGAGCACCGCAGGGUCCGUAUGGCGGACCGCCGCCACCGCAGGCGUACGGACCACCGCCGCCGGGUAGCGCCUAUCCCGGCCACGCCUACCACCAGCCGCCCCAGGCCGGCGGCUAUGCACAGUACCCGCCCACGCAGGGCUACCAGGGCUACAGGCCCGCCGGCGCACAGAUGCCGCCGCCAGGAGCACCGCAGGGCCCGCCGCCCACCGGGGCAUACGGCUACUACGGCCAGCAGCCGCCUCAAUGAGGAAGGGACAGCCUAUUACCGCCGCUGCCGCCGGGCUGUCUGCACAACAAGUAAUCCCCGGACUCUGCGAUUCACCGGCUGAAGUUGGAGUAGAGGGGAUGGAUUCACAGCCGGCGGUGGAGGAUGUGCAGCGGAAGUAAUAGAUCACAAACUAUAGACGAGGACGAAGGAGGAGCGGGAACGGGCAGAGACAAAAUGAAGAUGGAGUUAUGGAGAUAGGGAGUAAGAAGGGAGAAAUCAGAUUCAAAUGAAUCAGCAGGAGGAGGAGGACUACGAUUAGGAGUAAGAAUAGGAGCCGCAAAAGAUGAACUAGGACUAGGAUUACGAUUAGGAGAAAGAGAGGCGUAAGCAUAAGACUAAGGAUAGCAGAAAGUAAGGGAGAAGAGGAUGAGAUGGAGGAUUAAGGAUGAUAGUUCAGGGUUCACAAGUAGAGCGGCAUUUCCUCGAAUUUUUUGUAGAGCCGAGUUAAAGAUGCAAGAGGAUAUACAAACCAGUUGGAUAGGAAGCUCGAAAAUCAGUGGAUCAAUGAAUCCACACAGCAAAGUGAGCCGAAACAUUCUAGAUUGUAGAACACGAAGUGUAGUCCCCGCAAAGGGGAAGCGAUGCAUGUAGGUUUUAGGUAAGCAGAUGAGAAUGCGCAAGCGAACAAGGAACCGUGUCCUGGGCCCCAAGGGAAACCCUGCAAAGUGGAUGGGUCGAUUUCUUAGGAUCACAAGACCACAAAAACCAACUACAAAUUGCAAAAUGCAAACUAAAUGCCCGGGUUCGGGGAUCAAAGUGUCACUUUCCAUGUAAUUUAAAGCGCUGAAAGCGAAUCCCAAACAAAACGUACUUUCUGUUUUUUGAUCCGUCAUAGGAUAAACAUAUUUAUUAUCAAAUCCCGACACUUUUGGCUUUGGGCUGUGUGAUCUGAAAACAAUUAUGCGAAUGAUAUGAAUGAAUGGUCCAUAGGUUACGCCAGCUAACUAGGACUCUUCGAGUUGCUUAAUAUCUCUAGCAGUCGACCCAUCCUAUUACACAUAUAUUUAAUUCUCUCUCUUAAGUAGGUUCCGCUCCUCUUUAAAAACGAUUUACCCAUAGAUAUAUAUAUAUGCUAAAUUGUAAGGGAAAUGACGAUCGAGCAGCAGAAUAGUGCAUGUUUUAACAUAAAUAACCCCCAACUAUUUAAACAAUUUUUUUUAUAUUUUUGUAGAUGUCUGUUUUUAAAGUUCGUCCAUUUUUUGUGUGUAGCAAUUUUACAAUUUUUUAUUAUCCUUGGUCCCCCAUUUUUGCAUUGAAGGAUUGUAAUUUUUAAAGCCCACAUAUAUUUAUACGAUAAGCCUACAUUUACUAUUUAAAGUAAAACGAAAACCAAUAAAUAGCAAGCGGAAAUCAUAAA